Molecule: messenger RNA, 9729 nt
Organism: Hypanus sabinus (Atlantic stingray)
Lineage: Eukaryota; Metazoa; Chordata; Chondrichthyes; Myliobatiformes; Dasyatidae
Gene: c5h6orf136
Product: chromosome 5 C6orf136 homolog
Exons: 7
Coding region: 498-2018 (506 amino acids)
Source: RefSeq, a predicted model, not a curated record
UCAUAACUAUGACGUAAGACGGAAGUUCAAAAGCUGAUGUGGAUGGAUCAAUAACAAAAUCCAAAAUUAAACCAAGGCAUCAACUAAAGACCCAAUCAGCGCGAACUUUAUGAGACUACAUCUCCCAGAAUCCUACAGCAUUAAAGCCAUAAUAGCCCCGUCCUCAGGGUCACCAGCUCAAAUGCGUCACAAUCAUCACGCUGACUACACCAAUAGGCGCGUAGCUUUCUUACUACGGAGAUUCCAGCCAAUGGGAAGAGGCGGCAGCUGCGACGUCUCCUCUGGAAGUGUCGGCGGCGGGCGCAUGCGCGGGGUGCCAGUCUUCCCGGUAUCCAAGGGCAAAGGGGUGGAGAGGGGUAGAAGCCGGACGGCGGGAGAGGUGGCGGAGUUGUGCUGAUCGGAGAGCGGGCGAGAUGCUGCCGGCGGUGGAGUAGGAGGCGGUUCUGUUCCCCGAGACCGAGCGCGCUGCUCUCAGUGGCAGUGGGCUGUGUACGUGCAUGGCUGGUGCAGUGAAUUGCAGGCAGAGUGCAGCCAGGGGACUGGCAACGUUUGGACUCGGGCGAUGGAAACCCAGCAGUGGCGCUCGGAUCAGGAUCCGAGGGAAUGACCGCAGCAUCUGUUACAGUUGUGACCAUCCGGUCAGGAAACAGAAUUUCUCCUCUUGCUGCCGAGUGCAGAACUUCGAGAUGUGUCAUGGCAGAUUCUUUCGGCAUAUCAGUGCCACCUCAUGGACCACGCCUGUUUGCGUGUGGCACCAAAACAAGAGACAGAUCGGCGUGGAGACCUACACGGCAACAGACCGCAGUCCCAGCCUCGUGGCUUGCGACAUGCCUUACUUGCAGUUCUCUCCCAGUGGUUCAUUGCACACUCAAGGGGCACCUGCAGGUGAUGUGCAUCUGCAGUCCCUCAUCUAUAUCCCAGAUCAGAAGAUCGGCAUGCAGAUGAUCAUCCGUGGCCAGGGCAGGGAGCAGGCAGCCCUCGUGGAGAAGCCCUGUGUGCGGAUGGAGCAGUUGGCAGUCUCCAGAGUAGAGCGCGAGCCCUGUGGGCUGGUGGAGGGGCUUGGUGCUGAGCAGGAAAGAGCUCUUCUGCUGUCUCAGCUCUUGAAUUCAAUCACCACAGUUGACGGGCGCAGCUCAGACGACAUUGUGGUAGAACAUGACUCCAUGUCCCACUUCCUUGUGAGAGAGCUGGCGGCUGAUGGUGUCCCUGAGACACUGGUGGGCCAAUUGGCAGGGGCAGAGGUGCCCUCUGCAGGCAGGCCAGAUUCCAAGAAACAGCAGCCCCAGGACAAAGUGCUGAGCCCCUGGGAUAUGAGUGAGGGGCAGCUGGACUCUUUCCGGACUCUGUUUGACAGUGAGUGCCUUGCAGGCCUCGAGCAUCUAACUGCAACUGCAUCUCAGCUGCGGCAGCUUGCUUUUUGCAGAGCAGGAGAGCUGAAGAAGACAGCCCCACAGAAGGGAGAGCCCAGUAUGGAGGAGCAUCUUGCUGUGCUUUACGAAAAGCUGAGGUUGGAGUUGCCGAACUUUUUCCUGAAGCCACAUGAUUAUGAGAUGUACUCGCAGAACGUGGAGUUCAUCAGCGCAUUUCCACGAAUGAAGAUACGUGGCCGAAACAUCUAUCGGGUCCUGGUGACGUUGUCUCGCUUCAUCGCCUGGAACUACUGUGCCGACCUUCAAAUGGAGGUGAUGAAGAUGACGCAGCAUCCUGAGGACUGGACAGUCCAGGUGCGCUGGCGGGUGACCGGCAUCCCACUCCAUGUACUGAUACUGAAGUUUUACAAGAAAGACAAGACUGAAUUAUACAGAACCUAUGAUGCAUAUUCAAUCUUUUACUUGGGCCCUGAUGGACUUAUUCACCGACACAAAGUCAGCAAGAUGAUUCCGACCCAGCCCCCGGUUAUCAAGGUGAAGAGAUUGCUGCUGGGAGCCCUGGUUGCCCUGGGGCUGGAGGAACACCGCCCGGCAUUGAACUUCCUCUUUGCUCAGCUCACUGAGAAAGUGGGGCAGAAACACUGCUGAGAGAGCUGGGGAAGCACAUCCACACAGAGCUCACCGUGCCUGGCGAAGGCAACGCCGACUCCUCGCAACUCUGAGCUGCUUCAGCUACUCCCGCGAUUUGAGGCAGUUUUGGAUAUCCCUUCCGUCCGUGAAGUGUUCUGUCCCACCCUUCUGAAUCUAGCACAUCGUUUGGCUGAAAAGACUAAUCUGAUGGGUGAGGGAUAUGUCAGACUACAUGUGGAUUGAAUAGUGCUUUGUAUGACCAAAUUAUUUUGUGUCAUUGUAUAAACAUUUUGUCCAACCAUUGCAAACUACUGCUGGGCAAAGGUCCAAAGCUGGUGUUUGUUUCCCGCUUGCACAAUGAGUGACCAAGUUAAUGGAUGGGUUUGGUUAGAGCUGUCGGAUUGCCUGGGGUGAUGUGUCCGGGUGUUCUCACUGUUCAGGGCUGUAGGUGGUAGACCUGAUGCUGAUUUGAUCCUGAUCUUGGCUGCUGCCUUUGUGUGGAGUUUGUACGUUCUCCCUGUGACCUGGGCACUUCGGUUUCUCCCCACAUCCCAAAGGCUUGCUGCUAUAAUGUUUUCCCUGCUGUGCAGGAGAGUGAAAUGGGAUGGUUAGUAGUGGGCCAGGCGGCUUGUAUAUUGGCUGUAGGACUCUGUAACAUCACGGGUGUAAAGGUUAGAGAAGUGCAGAGGAAAGUAUACAUUGCCCAAAGAGUGAUGGGUAUCCGGACCUUGCUACUUGACAGUACUAACGAGAAACUAGGACAAAUACUUUUAACAACCCGAUAGAUAUGGAUUUCACAAAAUGUAGUGACUGGGUUUUUAGCGAAGUGUCGGUUGGCUGUGGCCAGGGCACCAGGGGAAAUUGGCCCUGCUUUUCAUAAGAUAAUUCCAUGCAAUCUGUUCAUAUCCUUCCACUAUCAUUGAUCCAAGGUACUGAUCCUGAGCUAGAGCAACACUAGGUACUGUACUGUGGUGUCAGCUCACUUGCGUCGCCUGGUUUUAUGUGCUUCCCCACUUGGCAGUGUUCGUUCUUCAUUGGCCCUUUGAAUCGGUUGGCUCAAGUAGCGUGAAGGCUCCCAAAUGAGACAAGUCUGUGAGAGAAGUGUGAACAGUAGUGACUGAUUAUAAAUCAGGGGAUGUCAGGGUGUCACAGACAUUGAUUCACAGCUCUGGAGACUCGGGUCCGACCCUGACCUCCACUAUAUCGAGUGUGUGGGGUUUGCAUGUUCCCCUUGUGGCUGUGUGGGUUUCCAUCCUCGUCCCAAAGGCUUGAUUGUGGGUUGAUUGGCUGUAAGUAGUGCCCAGGUGUGAGUUGUUGGAAGUGGGAUUAUUGUCAGUGGGUGCGUGGUGUCCGGUGAAGACUCUGACUCGUCCUGAUGCAAGUUCAUAACAAAAGGAUUAUGGUGUGUGCACUGCAGUUCCUUGCAUUUGCUGGAUGCAAGAAGAGGAAAUUUCGGCCCAGUCUGUGCAGGGUUUGCUCUGUGUCCACAUCCCCUUUAUGGUGGAUGAACUUACUGACUGUCAGACCAACUGCAGAGGCAAAACACUGAAAAUUGGAAAUGUGAAUGGAGUUCCUGGAGCAGCAUCAGUAACGGGGAAAAGAGUUGGUGUUUCGGGCUGGUGGCUUCUACUGCUUUUCCGGUUCCUGGGAUCAUUGGAUGCUGAAUAAAUCUGAGAGAAGCUUUAAGGAAAUGGGCAUGUGAUUCUAUAUUUCUGCUUGCUCUCCUCCACCUGCCCCAUCCCCAUUCAGCUGUCCGACGUGCUCCCUGAUGCACUAAAUAUGUUCAGGUUCCACUCUCCAGACAACGCUUUGUGACGUUCAGCACAAAUAUCAAAGCUCUUGAUCGGUGAGGGGUUGGCUGGCAAAGAUUUGAUUUCUGCUUUAUGGCUUUCUCUAGUCACCGUGUCUGGUUGUUCCAGUGCUCAAGUGCAAUCUGCCUUAAAUCCUGCGGAGCAGAGCUGUGGCAUUGCCCUGCUGAGAGAUGGUCUCCUGUGAGUGAAAUGUUGAUCUGUUGAAUGAUGAAAAUCAUGUUGAACUGAUGGAGGGGAUUCUCUGGUGCUUGUGAGCUGGUGUAUCUUGCUGCUGUGUCUUGCUUCAUUAAAGAGGGUACACUGCAGAAGUAACUAAUUGCUUUGGCAUAUUCUGGAGAGAAAUAGAAUCAUUUCCCUACCGCUUCAUUGUGUUUUAUCUCUUGCUGUCGUCGUUUAGAUUGGAAGACUUGUGCGGGCAAUGUGUGACCCUUGUCAGUGGUGAAGGAUCUGAGGGAAUGAUGUGAUUUAAAGUGAGCUGUCUCGCCAAUGGCCCAUAGGAGUGAGACUGAAUGAGAUUUCUUUAUUGUGCUUCAGUUGCUCUGGUAGUGCAAGUUGUUCCACAGAGCAGGGAGCCUUCACACCAACGGCAUUAGUACAGUUUCUCUGGCCUUUUUGACUGUUAUGUCGUCUACCUUCCAGAUCUGUAAGACUUUGAAGACCCACCAAGUGUCCGAAGUUCAUAAGACAAAAUGAUGGAAAUAAGCAGCCUGGUCAGAUAUUCAUCAGUUACUCCAAGUACUUUGGGCUGUGUGACUCGGUAGCAUGGAAUAAGUUCCAUGCAGGAGUUUGUUUACAAUUUUGAACCGAGUUUCAUUACUCAGUGAAUUGUGCUCCUUGUAUUAGGGAAGGAUGCGCUGUGUCCUAAGACACCCCACAGAGGGUUAAGAACACAACUGGAGAAAGGCUGGAAAAGAAGCAAUGCAUUCCUGAUAACGGUAGCCACAAAAAUCAAGGCAAAGGGUGAAGUGAAGCCGGAGAGGAGAAACCCUUUACCAUCUCACACUCAGUUUCACCCAAAGUUGUCACCACUGAGUAGAGAUUCAAAUACAGCACCGUGAAUUCCAGCUAAGAAGUGCUCUACUAAUCAUUCAACGGAGGCAGGGUCUUCUAGUGGUUUAACAUUCAUCAGCACGAAGAAACUAAAUUAACAUUUCAAACUUGGCUUAUUUGUGACCAAGAAGGGCAAUUUGGUGACAGGGACAUAAUAAAGAGUGGGAGUAAACCAUUUGCCCCUCUGUGCCUGCUCUGAUAUUCACUAAUCUAACCUUGCCGUUCAGAUAACUCAUGACUUCCUCAUUUCCCCUGCAGUCCAUCUGAACCUCAAUGAAUUGGCACCAUUAGUGCUCUGGGGGAGAUGCUUUCAAAGUUAGUAACCUCCUGAGAGGAACCAGUGAGACUUGGUUCCAGGUUUGCUCAGCAAUGAAGAUAAGAAAUGGAGACAGGAGUUGGUUCCUCCUGCUUGGAUCUUCAUGGCUUUUCCCAAUAGUAAUCACUUUCCUUUGAUUCCCUCAACAUCCAAAAAUGACGCAUGCAGUUGUUGAACACCGAUUAUCUUGUAGGGUUUUCCCUCACUGAUUUCACUUUACCUUGUAAUUUCUUUGUGAUGACCAUUAUCUGGAAUACAUUGUUUCUUCAAUGGUCUUUCUCCAGAAAGCUGUGAUAGGUUACUUGAUUAGCAUUCUGCUGUGAAUAUCAAACCGGGCAAAUGUUGGUGGAUAACUUCUGGAGCAGUUGAUUUUUCAUCAGUCCAUGGGGGGGGGGGGGGGGGGGGAAAUCAUGUAGUCAAACUGAAUGUAGGUCAUAUGUCGACAGCAGGGCAGGUACAGUGGUUAACUGUGGUUAACAACUGCUUUCUUGAGCUGUUGCUUCCAUUUUAACUUGCAAUAUGACAGCACUUUUACUGGAUGAAAUAGAAUUAUCUGUCUUCAUUUUAUAUAAAUGAUUGGAGGAGGCACAUGUAGAGAAACAAUUGACAUAAUCAAAGCCAAUGUGUAGCAAGAUGUUUGGGUAUCACAGAAAAUUGUACCUGGAUCUUAAGUAACCAGAUGUAAAUGUUAUCUCCUGUUUUCAUGAAAUUGAUGGUGUCAAAUCAAAGUGCAUUAUGAUUAGUUUUCCCCUGGCUGAUUGCAUUAACAAGUAUAUUUAAUCUCAGUGAUUUUUUAAUAUAUAUUCUGUUUAAAAAAAAAAGUUUCAAAUUCCUAAAAGCAUAAAACCUGCAGUUGCUGGAAAUCUGAAAUAAAAGCCUAGAUGCUAGAAAUACUCAGGCUGUCAAGCAGCGGCAGUGGAGAGCAAAUCACUUUAGUGUUUCUGGUCUAUAUGAACUUUUGACCCUGUUGCUCAAAACAAACAAGGCUGGUUUCUAAUGUGAGACAUGCUAGUUUGUAAUGGCACCAUUUUAAUGAACACAUGACCCAAAAUAAUUUGAAUUGAUAAUGCAGGGGAAAACUUGAAUGUUGGAGAAAGAAAAGCAAAUUAGAAAACGCUGACGGUACACUUCAAAGAUCUGUUGUUUUCAGGAAUUCACUUGUGUGUGUACUUUAGUGACAGAUUUUGAGGUAGAACUAUUCUUUCUAUGCUGUGACCAACAAUGUCAGUCUCACUGACAUUGCCUUGAAUAUCAUGCCUUACAGGCUGGCAUUCUACCCACUGCUAUGCUUUGGUCCUCUGAGAAAAUGUCUUGCUUUCUGACAUACCUUCCUGCUUUGUAACAAACAUUCGAGUGCGCAAUCACCUGGUGGAGUACUUGUGAGUAUGUUAGCCGCUGGCGUUAGCAGCCAUCUCAAAUCUGUGUAGUGGUGGUGCCAAGCUCCAAGAGUGGUCGUUGUUGGUGAUAUUUAUAAGGGAUUGAAGUGUCUGAGAUUGCAAACCAACUCUAAAGGUGCCUGUGCCCAGUCCUGAAGCCCAUCGUGGCCUCGCCACUGAAUAAUUCCACAUGGGCUUAAUGAGAGAGGCAGAUGGGCUGUUGAAAUCCUUGCAAGUGUGGUGCUUGUUUGCAUCUUUGAAAACUGCUUUGUGUUCUGCAUGGAUGCAUGUUUCAUUGUGAACUGAUUGUAUAAACAGCUGCAUAAUUUGACAGUGUAUAUAGUUCUAAUAUAUAUGAAAAAAUAUAUAAAUAUAAUUAGUACCAAACCUCAGACUUCAAAGUCUUUCAGUAUAAUAAACAAACUGUUUCAAUUAUACUCGAUAAAUAAUUGCUAAAAAUGGUUUUAUUGCAACUCAUCUCUAAGUGAAUCUUUUCAUAGUGACUAGACCAACAGUAUUGAUUUUUUUUUUGGGUAUGUUAAAGCACUUGUCUGCUCUUGAUUCAGUGCAGAUGCACUUGUUACUUGAUACACCAGUUACUUGGCCAAGUGGUUAUUAUGAUGGGAAAAGAUGUCUCCUCAGCAGACGUACCUAAAUUCAGAGGACACAGGGUGAUGAGAAAGAGGGUUAGAGAGGAUCUGAGGGAUUUUUUUAAAUACCCAGGAGUAGUUGCAAAGAUGUGCUACCUGAGUAGGUGGCGGUGGCGGUGGCAGCAGGGAUUCUUGACAUUUAAGAAGUAUCUGGAUGAGACUUGAACUAUCAAGGCAUAAUGGAUCACAGACCAAGUGCAGGUAAAUAAGAAAAGUGUUGAUGUGUGCUUCGUGUUUGGCAUGUAUGCGAUGGGAUGAAGGCCUAGUUCUAUGCGGUGGUUUCUAGUCAUGAAGUGUCUUGUUGAGUUCCCAGACCACCAUGCCUUUAUUAUGACCCUGAAACAAGAACAUAUGAGUUUACUAUUAUUCAGUUUAGGUUAGUCUUUGAACAUCACAUAAAGCCCAGCUAAUUUUCAACUUCUUGUCCACCAGAAUCAUAUUGUAGAUGUAUUUAAAAAAAAUUUUUUUUAAUCAUGCACCGCAUGUGGAUCUUCCACGAGGCUAAAACUUGGACUUGCAGUCUCUUAGGCUUUCGCCAGUUGGGGAAUUAACUUACUCAGAUGGCAUUCUCUAUCCUGGAAGGCUGUGGCGGCUCAGUCACUGACUGUAUUCAAAACUGAGAAUCCAUUGAGUGGUACAGCAGCCCGGCGAGGAGAGAUGCUGAUUCAGAUCUUCAGGGACCCAGGUUUGGCUCCGACCUCUGGUGCAGUCUUUGUGCAGUUUGCAUAUUUUCCCUGUGAUUACUUUUCCCAUCGAUGCUCUCGAUUCUUGCCUCAUCAUAAAAUGCGUCUGAUGGUAAAGUAAAUUUGCUACUUAGUGUGUAAGGGACUAGUAGAAUUGAUGCAAAUAUGGGGGAGGAUAAGAUUAGUGUGAGUACUUCAUGAUAAUUGUGAUAGAGGGAGAGCCUAGCCUGUUGGACUCUAUAACACAGGUUGAAGAUCAGAAGAGUACUGAAGACCGAGGUCUCGUCACUGGGACAGCGGGCUGUUUACUCAAAGUACACUACAGAUGUUGUGGUCAAUCAAGACGUACAAACAAGCUGGAUCACCCGCUGAGUUGAUCCAGCUUGUUUGUACGAGCUGUUUACUGUUAACUGUUUACCAGUGGGGGGCACUACAUGCAUUUUGAAUUAAUCUUAUUAACCUAAGAUGUUUUGUGGGUGCACUGUGGUGUACACAUCGGAUGUCUGAUGUGGUGUUUGCACAUUCUCCUCAGGACCGCGUGGGGUUUCCUAUGGGUGCGUUGGUUUUCUCCCACAUUCAUAGGUGUGGUUAGUGAAUUAAUGACUCAUGCAAGUCACCGCACCCUCCCCCAUCAUUUAUUUUUAUUUUCGCUGAUGUAUGUUGUAAAGCUUGUUGUUUUGUGGCAGCAGUACAGUGGAUGAGAUGAGAACUACUACAGGCUGAGAAUGAAUAAAUAGUACAAAACAAGAAUAGUGAGGUGGAAUACCAUUCAGAAAUCUGACGGCAGAGGGGGUGGGGUGGGGAGGCGAGGCGAGAAGCCGUUCUUAAAAUAUUGUGUGCGUGACUACAGGCUCCAUUAUGGUAGUACACGUGGGGUAGAAUCAAGGGGCGAGUCAUGGGAAUAGAACAUCAAAUGGCCCUGUAUCCAUGUUGUAUGACCACUCCUUUCAAAAUUCACUCCUCUGGAAGAGUGGGGCAGGUGUCAAACAGUAUAGCAACCCAUGGCCAGACUUUGACCUUGCACGUACCAGUCUUCCUCUGGCUGGCCUUCGGAGCAGCCGCCUAAUCUGCCCAAUUUCCCACGACGCCCACCAUGGGAUGAGGUGUGAUUAAUGUGGCUGUAUCUUGACUCCAUGAAAUGUUUUCUAGGAAAGCAUUCUAUUUUGUAGAUCCCCUCUGAUAUAAAGGCACACUGAUCCUACAUGAUAAAGGGGAGGAUUGUAUUGAUACACAAUCCAAUUCCCUUACAAUGGUUCCAGGCAGAACUACACCAGUGAGUGUAACAUCACACGCCAACUAACUGGAGGGAACUGAAGGGUGCGAGGUCGAGGCUUUAGGGACGAGGUAAUUUCUGAAGAUGGGAUGAAGUUUAAAAAUUCCAAACCGGUCUCCCUUACCUCCACUUAAAUUAUUUAACUUUGCUGCUGCAUAGAACAAAAGUGACAAUCAGAAAAUUGGUAAUACUCUGCCCAUCAAUAAUACAUAGAAAUCUACAGCCUUUCAGCCCACAAUGUUGUGCUGACCAUGUAACCUACUCUAGAAACUGCCUAGAAUUUCCCUGGUGCAUAACGCUCUAUUUUUCUAAACUCGAUGUACCUAUCUAAGAGUCUCUUAAAAGAUCCUAUUGUAUCCACUUCCCCUCAGUACCUAUUUCCAAGCACCUUAAAGCUGUGCCCCUUUGUGUUAGUCAUUUCAGCCGUGGAGAGUAAAUGAAAUUAAACUGAAAUUCUAACACAGAAGUCUGCAGGUGCUGGAAUCUUGAGCAAUAAACAAACUGGCAGAAAUCUGUGUCGAGCAGUAUCUGUUGAACGAAAAACAAGUGUCUAUUUUUUUGUCUAAAUCC